Gavialis gangeticus (Gharial) is the source of this 4104-nucleotide messenger RNA. It is a transcript of the gene FRMPD4, whose product is annotated as FERM and PDZ domain containing 4. The record is from RefSeq and is a predicted model, not a curated record. Lineage: Eukaryota; Metazoa; Chordata; Crocodylia; Gavialidae. The transcript is spliced from 17 exons. Gene Ontology annotation, cellular component: cytoskeleton. Gene Ontology annotation, molecular function: protein binding. Bases 71 to 4021 code for a protein of 1316 amino acids.
UGGGCUUCUCAAGAGUAACCUGGAUGGAGAGCGAGAUGACCCUGAAGAGAGAGGGCCAAGGCCCACGAGCAUGAGCAAAGGCUUCAAUCCUGGUAGAUCUGUCCAGUCAAGGGGGCUCCACAGGACCAAGUCUUCAGGCUGGCCACAUCCUUCAGGAACCUGGAGCUUGAAUCAGGGGACACCCUAUGGAUGGGAGAUGACGGCAAACAGAGAUGGGAGAGACUACUUCAUCAAUCACAUGACACAAUCAGCCACAUUUGAAGACCCUCAAAUAGAGAGCUGCCAAAUCACCCCUCCAGCCCCUCGGAAAGUGGAAAUGAGGAGGGAUCCUGUUCUGGGAUUUGGUUUUGUGGCUGGUAGUGAAAAACCAGUUGUUGUACGCUCGGUAACACCAGGCGGCCCUUCUGAAGGAAAACUUAUACCAGGAGAUCAGAUCAUAAUGAUUAAUGAUGAACCAGUCAGCACUGCUCCAAGGGAGAGAGUCAUCGACCUUGUCAGAAGCUGCAAAGAAUCAAUCCUCCUUACUGUUGUUCAGCCUUACCCUUCUCCUAAAUCAGCAUUUAUCAGUGCUGCAAAAAAGGCAAGAUUGAAGUCCAACCCUGUCAAAGUACGUUUCUCAGAAGAAGUCAUUAUCAAUGGCCAGGUGUCGGAAACAGUUAAGGACAAUUCACUUCUUUUUAUGCCAAAUGUUCUGAAGGUAUAUCUUGAAAAUGGACAAACCAAAUCUUUUCGGUUUGACUGCAGCACUUCAAUAAAGGAUGUCAUCUUAACACUCCAAGAAAAGCUUUCCAUCAAGUGUAUUGAACACUUUUCACUGAUGCUAGAGCAAAGAAUUGAAGGAGCUGGAACCAAACUUCUCUUGCUACAUGAACAGGAGACUCUAACUCAGGUGACCCAGAGGCCAGGCUCCCAUAAGAUGAGAUGUCUUUUCAGAAUUAGCUUUGUUCCAAAGGAUCCCAUUGACCUCUUAAGAAGAGAUCCAGUGGCUUUUGAAUAUCUGUAUGUACAGAGCUGUAAUGAUGUGGUUCAGGAGAGGUUUGGACCAGAGUUGAAAUAUGAUAUCGCUUUGAGACUGGCUGCAUUGCAAAUGUAUAUUGCAACUGUGACUACCAAGCAAACACAGAAAAUUUCUCUCAAAUAUAUUGAAAAAGAAUGGGGAUUAGAGACUUUUCUUCCAUCUGCUGUGCUGCAAAGCAUGAAAGAAAAGAACAUAAAGAAAGCACUUUCACACCUUGUCAAAGCAAAUCAAAACCUAGUUCCUCCGGGUAAAAAGCUGUCUGCCCUGCAAGCCAAGGUGCAUUAUCUCAAGUUCCUCAGUGAUCUACGACUGUAUGGGGGGCGUGUCUUCAAGGCAACAUUAGUGCAGGCAGAAAAACGUUCAGAAGUGACAUUGUUAGUUGGGCCACGGUAUGGUAUCAGCCACGUAAUAAACACCAAAACAAAUCUGGUGGCCUUGCUAGCAGACUUCAGCCAUGUGAACAGGAUUGAGAUGUUCACAGAAGAUGAAAGCAGUGUUCGAGUUGAGCUGCAUGUUUUAGAUGUGAAGCCUAUUACUUUGCUAAUGGAAUCAUCAGAUGCGAUGAACCUUGCUUGUUUAACAGCUGGAUACUAUAGACUGCUGGUUGAUUCAAGGCGCUCAAUAUUUAACAUGGCCAACAAGAAAAAUACAGGAAAUCGAGAAGCAGGAAUUGAAAGCAGAGGCAAGCUCCAUGCUCCUGAGUGGAACUGUAUAUCAAAAACUACCACAUUUGCAGCUGAAGGAGAUCGAGAGGCCCAUAUUACUUUUGUGGACCCAAAACAGAAAAUGGCAGAUCUCUCUGAAAGUCCCUUAUGUCAAAAGGACCACAGGCAUCUGUACAUAGAAAAUACCUAUAAUUCAGGUGGAUUUGAUGAGCAGCUAAUAAAGACAGGUGGCCCCACUGAGACGGAAGCAAACAGAGGUUUAAAUCAGCAGUCAUUGCUGUCACUUUCAGGAUUGGAACCAAGCAAGAAAGCUCAGGAUUCACCAAGGGGAGCAAAAGUAUCCUUUAUUUUUGGAGAUCACAGUUUGGAUGGCAUCAGUCCCCAAACUCUUGGCUAUGAAAGACUUUUGGAUGAAAGUCCAGAAGUGUUAGAGAAGCAAAGAGCUAUUUAUAUUAGUAAUGCCAAUGAUAUGAAAGGUCUAGAAUUGUCACCAGAUGCUGAAAGCAUUCAGUUUGCUGCAAAUUCUGUUUACACAAGCAUAAAUGAUGGCAAGAUAUUUGGAGCUGCAGAAGGGAUAGAAGAGCCUUUAUUGCAUGACAUUUGUUAUGCAGAAAACACAGAUGAUGCAGAAGAUGAAGAUGAAGUGAGCUGCGAGGAAGAUAUUAUGGUAGGAGAAAUUAAUAGGCCUGCCAUUCUCAGCCUUUCUGGUUCUAGUGAUGACAUUAUUGAUUUGACCUCACUCCCCCCUCCAGAAGGUGAUGAUAAUGAAGAUGACUUCUUAUUGCAUACCUUAAACAUGGCCAUUGCUGCUCCUCCUCCUGGCUUCAGAGACAGUUCAGAUGAGGAAGACUCUCAGAACCAAACAACACAGUAUAGAGAAGAAAAGGAGCAAGCUAGUGAUCCAGGAGCUGAUGACAUUCCAGUGUCACUCAUUGAUGCUGUCCCUACUAAUGCAGAGGGCAAAUGUGAAAAGGGGCUAGAUGAUGCUGUAGUCUCUACUCUUCAAGCACUAGAAGCUUUGGCUGCUUCCGAGGAACAGCAGACAAAUGACAAUUCAGGUGUAGCAAUCUUGCGAGCAUAUAGCCCUGAGUCAUCUUCAGAUUCUGGCAAUGAAACAAACUCUUCUGAAAUGACCGAAAGUUCUGAACUGGCUACAGCACAGAAACAGUCAGAAAAUUCCACACGUAUGUUUUUGGCCACUAGUGAAGGCUACCAACACCUCAUGGAAGAGCAGACAGAGUUCCCCAUUGCUAAGAAUCAGGCUGGAGGAUCACUAAUGAAAUCCUCACAGUCUUUGACUAAUCGGCAAGCUGCAGAGCUACAAUCAAAAGUUGUGCCUUCAAAGCAGAUUCUUCAUUCAGAUAACAUGGAAAUGGAACCAGAGACUAUGGAAACAAAAUCGGUCACUGACUAUUUUAGCAAAUUGCACAUGGGGUCCUUGGUAUAUUCUUGCACUAGUAAAAGGAAAAAUAAGGUGACUGAUGGAGAAGCAAAAGCAGCCUCUGAUGGCAAUGCAACUGUGAAAAAGCAGCCGGGAAGUAAAAAAGCAGAGACUGAUGAAGACCUAAAAGGUAAAUUUGGUAGUCUUGCAUCAAGAGACAGUCAACGUGUAAAUACUUUUAAUAUGGAAAGACCUGCCUUUCGCCAAAGAUGGUAUGCUGCUUCUGAUGAUGGAGCAGCAGAUAAAUCAAGCUCAGAAAUAGUGAAUGGGAAGACAUUUCCAAGAGUUUCUGGCCUUGGUAAGACAGAAGUUGACUGUAAAGAUGAAGUGGAUCCUGAAGUGGAUCAGGAUGAUACUUUAGGACUUGGCCAGAGUGAAGGCUUUUUGUCUGAUAUGACUAGUGUGUCUUCAGCCAAAGACCUAAAUGACACAGAAGAUGUGGAGUUAUCUGCAGAUGACCAUCCUUCAAAGCUUCCAGAAGCUGAGCAGAGCGUGGCAAGACUUUGUGAAUAUCACUUGGCCAAGCGCAUGUCCUCUCUGCAAAGUGAAGGCCAUUUUUCUCUGCAAAGCUCCCAGUGCUCUUCAGUGGAUGCAGGUUGCAGCACAGGCAGUAGCACUUGUGCUACUCCCGUUGAAUCUCCUCUUUGUACUUCUGAUGUUAAGCACAUUAUUUCUGAUUCAUCAGUUAAGGGUAUUGGCUAUAUCCCAGCAGAUGAAAGAGCUGCCAUUCUUCCAAACCAUGGAGCAACUUACAAGGAGCUACAUCAGCAGUCUGAAGCUGUGUGUCAUAGAAUGACAGUGCCUGUCAUGCAUUCAGCAAUUAACGCUGAACCAUUAUUUGGCACUUUGAGAGAUGGAUGUCAUCGGAUCCCCAAGAUAAAAGAAACUACAGUGUAGCUUUCACAGAGCCUGAAAAUGGAAGACAAGGAGGCAUGCCUUCAGCUUUUCCUAACCAGCCUCCAGUUGACACCAUCAUGCUA